AGUCUGGAAAAAUGUGAAUCACAAACCAUUUGACGACAAGAGCAGCAAAGUCUUGCAUUAUUUCCAUUUAUGAGUAUUUAGGGUUUGGGAGAAAUCAUAUAUAUAUAUGAUGGGGUUGAAGACCUGAAGCAAACUUAAUUACAUGUUCAGAUCAUACAUACAACACAGGGUAAGGGUUGAGUGUGAGCUAUUUCCCUGUUUGCUGGAAUUACACUGAAAAUGGACUGAUGAUGGGACUACCAAAAAAUCGAGCUUUUGUAGCGAAAAAUUGACCUCAACAAUAUAUUGGCGACAAAUGGUGGUAUUAGUUACGAUUUUGGUCGUGUUGAAAAGCCAUUUUCUUUUGGCAUUCUCAGUCUGCAACUUAUUUUAAGAAACAAGGAGAUGAGGUUGCCCUUGCUCUUCUUACCGGUAAUCAUUGCCUUUGUGUCUCGGAAUGCAACUGUGGCUCUAUCAAUCUCUUUGUCGAAGCAUGGCUGCCAAGAAAAAUGUGGGAAUGUCGUCAUUCCCUAUCCAUUUGGAAUUGGUUCAGAAUGCAGUGCAAACUCCUCAUUUACAAUUGUUUGUAAGAGCUCUACAUAUCCCCCGACGCCAAUCUUGAGCAGUAUUGAUAAUUUAGAAGUGCUGGAAAUCUCCAUAGAAGGUACACUAAUUGUAAACCAGCCUGUGUCGCCGCUAAAUUGCUCUUACAAUGGCUCAAAACAGCACAGUAUUCUACCAAUAUCACUUGGGGGAAGUCCUUUCUACAUCUCAUCGAGGUAUAAUUCCAUGGUUAAUUUGGGCUGCGGAAAAACUGUGUGGCUGCUCACCAAUGUCAUUGGUAAAUGCGCGGCUGUUUGUCGAGGAAAUUCAGCAGACACCACUUGCGAUGGUGUCAACUGCUGCCGGAUACCAAUUCCAGAGCGACUUCAGGAGCUUCAAAUGGUGUACCAAAUCACUCAAACCAGAAAUGGUACUUUCUGUGGGUAUGCCUUCCCUGUUCAAGAGAAAUGGUUGUUUCGAAAUGAUGCAAUAUAUCCACUGGACAGAGAUCUCAGAUUUGUACCUCUAGUACUUCAGUGGUACGCUUAUAAUAUAGUAGAUCGUUCCCCCGAAUCUACUUGCAUGUAUUUUGAAGGACCUAAUGAUGGAAGCAGUCAUGCGUCAUCGCCCGUAUUUUGCCAGUGCAAGAAUGGCUAUGAAGGUAAUCCAUAUCUACGUUGGGGAUGCACUGAUAUCGACGAAUGCAGCAAUGCAACAAUAAUGACGAGCAACUGUGAAGGGGGAACUUGUGUCAACACUAAUGGGAGUUACCAAUGCCACUGGAAUCAAAGUUCAGGUCGCUUCAAUACUCGAAUCAAGAUACCAUUAACUGUGAUUGGCACUGUGUUUGGAGCACUCAUUUUACUCUAUGGGGUGUGGAGGUUUGAAAAAUUUCUCGGCCAGGGAAUAAACGCUGUUCCUAGAUACAUGUAUUAUAAGCGCAAUGGUGGGUUGUUAUUGGAGCAGCACUUGGCUUCGACUGAAAAUGGGCUCGAGAAAACCAAGCUGUUCACUUCAAAGGAGCUCACACUCGCUACAGAUCAUUACAAUGAAAAUCGUAUACUCGGGCGUGGUGGCCAAGGAACCGUCUACAAAGGAAUUCUAAAAGACCGAAAGAUUGUGGCUGUGAAGAAGUCGAAAAAGGUAGAUGAAGCUGAUCUUGAAGUGUUCAUCAAUGAGGUUGUUAUUCUGUCCCAAAUAAACCACCGGAAUGUGGUCCGGCUGCUUGGCUGUUGUCUGGAGACUGAAGUUCCUCUUCUCGUCUACGAGUUCAUCCCCAACGGCACACUCUUCCGCCAUAUCCAUGAGCCGAGCGAUGACCUCCCAUUAACAUGGGAAAUGCGUAUACGAAUUGCAUCAGAAGUGGCGGGAGCACUCGCAUAUUUGCAUUCUGCUUCAUCUGCACCUAUUUAUCAUCGUGAUAUCAAGUCGACGAAUAUACUCCUGGAUGAAAAGUACCGUGCCAAGGUUUCAGAUUUCGGGGCAUCAAGAUCAGUCUCGAUUGAUCAAACACACAUCACUACAAGAGUGGUGGGCACAUUCGGUUACCUCGAUCCAGAGUACUUCCUAUCAGGCCAGUUCACAGAAAAGAGCGACGUCUAUAGUUUUGGUGUGGUUGUGGUUGAGCUCUUGACUGGGGAGAAACCAGUGCCCUCAGUUAGAGCCGAAUCAGGAAAGAAUUUAGCGGCACAGUUCUUUCAUACAAUGGAGGAUAAUCAAUUGUUCGACAUUCUUGAUUCAAGAGUCCUCAACGAGGGUAAGGUAGACGAGAUUGUGGCUAUAGCUGAACUUGCAAAGAAAUGUUUGUGCUUAAAUGGCAGAAAAAGGCCAACUAUGAACGAAGUUGCUGCUACUCUGGAAAGGAUUCGUAGAGGGUUGAACGACAACAUGUAUUCCACCACAUACCUCGAUCACAAAAUCGAUGAAAACAUUUCAAUAGAGGUUUCCAAUGAGUCCUACGACUUCUCCAAAAUCUCCGAAUUUGUCGACACAAUCACUGCUCAAUCAUGAAGUAUUCAUAUCAAACAUCGUCUUUUAUGUCCGUAGUCAUAUGACAUGCAUAAUAUAAACUCCCUCCCUCCCGUUUUUUA
Andrographis paniculata is the source of this 2612-nucleotide messenger RNA. RefSeq names its product wall-associated receptor kinase-like 5. Bases 385 to 2532 code for a protein of 715 amino acids. Gene Ontology annotation, cellular component: plasma membrane. The record is from RefSeq and is a predicted model, not a curated record. Gene Ontology annotation, biological process: cell surface receptor signaling pathway; protein phosphorylation. The transcript has 2 exons. Gene Ontology annotation, molecular function: calcium ion binding; ATP binding; protein serine/threonine kinase activity. Lineage: Eukaryota; Viridiplantae; Streptophyta; Magnoliopsida; Lamiales; Acanthaceae.